GCCACCACUGAGCUCUGACAGCUCAUUGAGCGGCUUCAGUCCUCACCAGGGCAAGGAUGGACUGCCAGUGCCGAAACUUCCAGUGGGAUGUUCUCUGACAACAUGUAGUGGUUUGUGGGGGUGUUCUAGUAUGUGUGAGUGUGUAAGUUUUUUGUGUGUGCAUGAUUCUGAGAGUGAGUCAAAUAGGUACAAGCAAUCAUGGCUGUGAACAGAGUGUCUCAACUGUGCUUUGACAUCACCAGGCUUUGGCUGCAACUGAAGAUGAUGACAGAUGAAAUUUUGCAGACAGAAGAUCUUCCUCUGUGUGCAGCACAAAUUGGCACUGAACUCCAGAAGCAGUUUGCUAUCCUCCCAGGGGGCCGAGGUACUGAUGGCAGCCCCAUCAUCAUCUUCCCAGAAUUCCCGGAUUUCAAUGAACUGGAAGAGGACGAAAUCCAACAUGUGCUUAACUACCUCACUGCUGUGCCCAGCAUUGCCUCUUCAGGAGUCGGAUUCAUUCUGGUCAUCGACAGGCGACAGGACCGAUGGGCCGCUGUCAGGGCGACCCUGCUCCGAAUCGCAGGCUCCUUCCCAGCGAAUGUAAACUUGGUUCUGGUAUUGCGUCCCACUACUUUUCUCCAGCGGGCACUGUCAGACUUCCUAUUCAAGUUCAACAAGGAUGAAUUCAAAAUGAAGGUGGUCAUGCUGAGUUCGGUGACUGAGCUCCAUGCCUAUAUUGACCCAGGACAACUCACCACAGAAUUGGGAGGCACUCACGAGUACUGCAAUGAAAGCUGGAUUUCACACCGCACUGCAAUCGAAGCAUUCGCUCUCAUGGUGAAGACAACAGCUCACACUCUGCAGGCCUUUGGCACUGAGCUUGCAGAGACAGAAAUGCCCAACGAUGCUGAGGUCACCACCAGCUUGUUGCAAUCGCAUUCUCUUAAAAAAGACAAGAUGAAGGAGGACCUACAGGUAUCGCAAUCUCAAGGUGCACGUCUAUUGGAGUGCAUUAAUGAACCUUUUCAGAAUGACACGGAAUACAUUAUGACACAUGAUGAGCUGGAAAACUUAGCCACUGUACAGCGACUGCUGGGUCAACUGGAUGAGACCGAGACAGCAUUUGAUGAUUUCUGGGAACGCCACAGCUCGAAGCUGGAACAGUGUUUACAGCUUCGCCAUUUUGAGCAACACUUCCGUGAAGUAAGCUCCAAACUUGAUUCAACAUCUGAGCGGCUAUGCGGUUUCUCAGAGGUCAGUGUAAAUCCUGCCCAUGCUGAACACGUCCUCCGAGAGCUCAGCAUUCACGAGGAAAAGGCCUUUGAAGUUCUGGACUACGCUCUUUCACUUGCCAGUGAAGGCGAUAGGCUGAUUGAAAGUGCUCACUAUGCAGAGGACUCCAUUCGGCCGAAGUGCUGCGAGCUUCGAGCAGUUUGUGAGGAGAUCAGCUCUACUCUGAGGGACAAGAAGAGCCUCCUUCUAACUACGAUGGAGCUUCACCAUACCCUGGAGAAGGCUUCCCGUUGGUGCGAAGAGGGAAUUUAUCUUUUGGCAAGUCAACCAGUGGACCGAUGUCAGUCUCAGGAUGGAGCAGAAGCUGCGCUCAAAGAAUUGGAACGAUACCUGGACACGGCACCGCUUCACACCCUCAUUGACUGCAGCGCCAUCUGCUGCCAGUAUGAGGCGGUGCUCACUACUCAGCUCAGGGACCAGGUAGAGCGGGUUUUCCAGAAGCAAAGCUCUGUCCAGGAGAUGUUUGAGAAGAGACGUGCCAGCCUAAAAAAACUUGCCGCCAAACAAACACGACCAGUUCAGCCAGUGGCUCCAAGACCGGAAGUCAAGUCCCCACUGUCAUCUCCUAACCAACAGAGAAAAGAGAGAAGAUACUCUGCAGAUAAUGUCCUCAGCAGAAAGGUGGAGUCUCCCGUACACAAUGGCAGCACCAGACACGCAUCCCUCUCUGAAGAAGACGAAAACCUGGCUAUUCUUCGACGUCAUGUGAUGAAUGAACUGCUUGAGACUGAACGAGCCUACGUGGAGGAGCUUCUGUGUGUUUUAGAGGGUUAUGCGGCCGAGAUGGACAACCCCUCUAUGGCUCACCUCAUCCCCAGUACGCUGCUUUGUAAGAAAGACAUCCUGUUUGGGAACAUGCCCGAAAUCUAUCAGUUUCACAAAAGGACAUUUCUGAAGGAACUAGAGGCUUACACUAACUGCCCUGAACUUGUGGGCCGCUGCUUUUUGGAAAGAAUGAAGGACCUACAGAUCUACGAAGCUUACUGCCAGAAUAAACCUCGCUCUGAGAGUUUGUGGCGGCAGUGCUCCGAUUGUGCCUUCUUUCAGGAGUGUCAGAAAAAGUUGGAACAUAAACUUGGAUUGGACUCCUACCUCCUCAAACCCGUCCAAAGAAUUACAAAGUACCAGCUGCUGCUAAAGGAGUUGUUAAAGUACAGUAAAGGUUGUGAUGGCUCUGAUGAUCUCCAAGAAGCUCUCUCAUCCAUUUUGGGCAUCCUGAAGGCAGUCAACGACUCCAUGCACCUCAUUGCCAUCACAGGAUAUGAGGGCAACCUCUCUGAGCUAGGUCGUUUACUGAUGCAAGGCUCCUUCAGUGUUUGGACGGAGCACAAGAAGGGGCAUGCCAAAGUGAAAGACCUGGCCAGGUUCAAGCCCAUGCAGAGGCAUCUGUUCUUACAUGAGAAGGCCCUGCUCUUUUGCAAGAAGAGGGAGGAGAAUGGCGAGGGAUAUGAAAAAGCUCCAUCUUACAGCUUUAAACAUUCUCUCAAUAUGAGUGCAGUGGGGAUUACAGAGAAUGCAAAAGGAGACAACAAGAAAUUUGAGGUUUGGUGCAACCCAAGAGAAGAGGUCUUCAUUGUCCAGGCUCCAACACCUGAGAUCAAAUCAUCAUGGGUGACUGAGAUCCGAAAAGUUCUCACCCAACAGCUCAAAGCUUGCAGAGAUGCUAGCCAGAAUAAGAGCUGUGACUCCCCAAACCACUCUACAAACAGCACCAUCUCCCUCAGCCCCUUUCGGAGUAACAGUCAAAAGAACCCUAAAAAGCAGGAGGAAAAGAAAGCAGAGGCGAACCCCGUGUCUGACAACAGUGCUUCACUUUCCAAACCCAAAGAUGAGACGGUGACAAGUCCGACCGCGGACAGGUCCUCAGUGGCUAAAAAGCGUUUUACUUUGCAGGGCUUCAGCAAUCUCAAGAGUCCUAAAGGCUCGGGCUUAAGCCCAGAGCACAAUGCCAAGCGCAACUUGGUCAAGAGUGACCCGACACCAUUUGGGUUCAAAGGCUGGACCAAAGUUUCGCUCUCGUUGGAUGCCUCUGAGGAGAAUGAUGGCUACUCCAGUGGUGAGGAGCCGUUGAACUCUGACACUGAAGAAGAUGUUGGACAGAAGCUGAUUCCAGGGAAGUAUACAGUGGUAGCAGACUCCGAUAAGGCGGGACCUCAGGAGCUGUCAGUCAAGAGCGGAGAUGUAGUGCAGCUCAUAAGAGAAGGAGAGGAGGGCCAGUGGUUUGUGAAGAACCUUCGCAGCAACAACGAGGGUUGGAUGGCACAGGCAAACCUACUAAACUUGAUUUCUGAGUCAAAAUCAUCUCAAUCACUCAGCAGCUCAGAUGACAGUGUCUCUGGAAACAUUAGCACGUCCUCCAGCUGUAGUGAGACCUACACCAGCUACUCAGACAUCAAACCCUAACCUGUCUAGGACCACAGAAAACAGUGCUCUGAUCUUCACCAGUGUUUUAACUGAGUGCUAUAUGCUAUUGACAGUCUGUGUUCAAUUAUGUAGCAAAUGUGGACACAUCUUAAGAAUGUCUGCGCAAGAUUUGUAGCGUACUGCUGGCAGUGAGUCACAGGGAAUGGAAUUCUCCUGAGAAAGUUCGGCAGAGGCGGCACUUAGUGUCCCAUAUUGAUCAACACUGUGAAAAUUUGCAUGGGGUUGCAACUAGAAUAUCAUUUCAAGAGAGUCUGCAAAAUUUAUACUGAUAGGUGCAACUGCUCCCAUCGGUAUGGAAUGUAACAAUGCUGGAAUCACCAGCGCCAUCUGGUGCUCAAACACAGCCUCUAACUUUUACUAAGCAAUCAGAGAGGAUGUGGACCUUGUUCUGUUUGCGAGAGCUUGCCGGGCUCACCUCUCAGCUGCUCUGGAUUAACCUCUGAGGCGGCACGGAGCUGGCAGGUGUGACUACAUUCCUGCCCCACUUGGACUAAAUGUCAUAUGUGUGCACAUUAUUGUACGUAUAUGUACAUGCAACUAUUCUCCCGAAUGAAUCGUACAUGCUUGUGUCACAGACCUGAAAAUUAGAUUUAAGUGUACUCACAGAUUUGUUCCAAAUUCGGCUUACCUAUCUUUGGUCAGCACUUGGGAACAAAAACAGCUUUGUCCCAGCCCAACCCAGGCAUGUGACGGUAGUUACUUCCCUCCAAGCAAUUAGACGAAGACCGGCUAAGCUUGUUUGCUCUAUUGGCCUGACAACCACCACCUUCUUCUUUAAACUACAGCCCUGUCUUAUAGCUGAUGGACAAGCAUAAAUAAAACAUGAUUUUGUGUGUGAAUACACAGCAAGAAUGGCCCUUAAAUAGGAAUGAGGGGGCCACUGAUGAUGCAGCUCACUCUGCAACAACCACCAUGAGAAUCAUAGAAACCUUUGCUCCUCUCAACAAUGAAUGACGUACACCAUGUUUUCUAAAGACAACCUGUUUUACAACACUCAGUUUUUACUGUACUCACAAGGUCGUGCUAUAUGUGUGGCAUAUAAAUACAGUGUUGCUCACUCGUGCAGUAAAAUCAGCCCUACCCGUUUGUUGCUGGGAAAUCAGUUCUAUUUGUCUACGUACGUAAAACAAAAAAAGAGGGCUAGGGUGCAGAUUUUGUUAUAUUUCUGUGUGGCAAUUAUCAGUAUAUCAACGUAUUGUUGCUGUUUUUCUCAAGAACCACUUAAUGCUAUUUUCCCCCUCAGUCCAAUACAAUGGUUGAGCACAAAAUGCAUGUCUUUCCCAUGAAAGGGCACGUUCUUGUCUUCCGAAAAGUAAAAAUGGUAUGACAGAAAAUCUCAAACUAUGGCGCGUACUGUGUGUUGGUCAUUGUAAUACAGAAAUGUUGCUCUUGUACUGUGUUCUGUCUUACAUCUCAUUCUCUAAAGCAGGGGUUUUCAACCCAGUCCUCAAGGCACACUGUGGGUCCUGGUUUUUGUUCCAGCCGAUCCAGCAGAGACAGUUGAACCAAUGAGGCUUCUGCUAAAACAAGCCACACCUGACUGCAAUCAACUGAUUGCACUUGUAAAACACCAGAUUGGGGAAAAAGUGUUGUCAUCUUGUUUGGUAAGAAUGAAAUCCUGCACCCACAGUGUGCCUUAGUGGAAUAGGUUGGGGACCCCUGCUCUAAAGUUUGAAGCCACUUAUAUAGAAAAUAUUUUUUUCCUGAGUCCAAACUCAAGAAAACAUUUUACCAUUCAUUUUUGUAAAUUUGGAGUGUUUAUUUUCUGCCCACAUAUGAAAGCUGACACAGGCAUGAAAGCUGUAGUGUUUGAUCACAAGUCACAAAAUUAUUUGUACUGUAAACAUGAAAGCUGGAGAGAUUUUGUUUAUAUUUUGUACUUUCUUUUUACACAGCACAUUGCAGCAACCGCAAUCUUUAUUUUCCUACUGUAUAUGUACUGAUUAUGGCAUUGAUAUGAAACUAAUAUCUGUAUAUUUGUAAAUAUGUAAUUCUGUAUUGUAUGUAAAAUCAGAAGCAGCUUUAAUAAAGUCGAAUGGUUUCCUCUA
Messenger RNA from Corythoichthys intestinalis (scribbled pipefish), 5744 nucleotides. Its product is annotated as guanine nucleotide exchange factor DBS. Gene Ontology annotation, biological process: intracellular signal transduction; positive regulation of Rho protein signal transduction. Gene Ontology annotation, cellular component: cytoplasm. The coding region runs from base 199 to 3675 and encodes 1158 amino acids. Gene Ontology annotation, molecular function: guanyl-nucleotide exchange factor activity; protein binding. NCBI's taxonomy places the organism in Eukaryota, Metazoa, Chordata, Actinopteri, Syngnathiformes, Syngnathidae. The transcript is spliced from 32 exons. The record is from RefSeq and is a predicted model, not a curated record.